UCGGUACUCUCUCUCCAUGAAUUUCUAUUUAGUCCUACUUCGGAUUGGUUUAUAGGAACUCAAUCUCACUUUCUCUCUCUAUAAAUUCCCAUCUUCUACUCUUUAUCUCUCUACUUUCCACUGUUUCUCAACUAAGAUUUUUCUGAAAUCUGCGAAGUGAUGAUGGAAAGCGCAAUCCCCACUCUCUCUCCUCCCUAUGAUGAAGAUGAAGUUUUGUUUAACGAAGUCGAGAUGGAGGUGGCCGACAUACUGCUCGAUUUUCCAAUUCUUAUAGCCAAAUUGGAGGCUCGUAUGCGGUGGGGUACCAAAAGAAGGAGAUCGGUGUUAGAUUCGCCACCGUCGCCGUCACUGCCUCGGCCGCCGCAGAGAACAGAGAGAGGACCCAAAUUUGUCGUCGAGACUUCGAGUACGGCGACUUUCCUACACGGUGAAUCCGGCGAGAGGCCCCAGCACUCGCACAAGAACGUCUCCAAAAAAAGGUCAAGAGAAGAAUUGUUGGGAAUUAUAAAUGAGUCAACUCAGCGCAAACAAUGUCUAACUGAGUCGGUAGAGAAGGUGAAAAGACACUACGAGGAGUUAUUGGCUACCAAUUUAACUCUUAAACAACAGCUAAAUUUUUGGCGUGAAAGAGGUCAACCCCAAAAUCUAGAGUUGGAAAUAGGGCAUGGUCAAAUUCCAUAUCAGCAGUCUUUCAUUGUGAAUCGGACGAUGUAUGGGGGUCCUAGGCUGGUGGUCCCACAUGUUAUUCCUAAUAACAACAACAACGUGUCUGCUAAUGAUUCAUUGGUUCCACAGCCGUUCGAUCUGAUGACUAGGUUUGUGAUGAUGGGUAACAGAGCCAAAGCUGCUGAAGCAAGAAAACACAGGAUGAUAAGAAUGAGAGGGAUGAAGCUUUGUUUUAAAAAAUUUGUUAUAUAAUUCUCUUUGUGUUUAUUAUUCUUGAUAAUAGGUGGAAUUACCAAUUAAGGACAUUCCAUAUGGGAUAUCUAAAAUGUACAUUUGAGAAACUCUAUAAAAAAUUUGCCCCAUUCUUA
Cornus florida is the source of this 1034-nucleotide messenger RNA. RefSeq lists its product as uncharacterized. The transcript is spliced from 4 exons. The coding region runs from base 160 to 918 and encodes 252 amino acids. NCBI's taxonomy places the organism in Eukaryota, Viridiplantae, Streptophyta, Magnoliopsida, Cornales, Cornaceae. The record is from RefSeq and is a predicted model, not a curated record.